Molecule: messenger RNA, 987 nt
Organism: Durusdinium trenchii
Lineage: Eukaryota; Dinophyceae; Suessiales; Symbiodiniaceae
Source: the annotation of a GenBank genome assembly
AUGAGCGCUGGCUGGCCAUUGGAGCCAUGGAUGAAGAGGAGACGUCACAGGCGGCCGCCGAGGAGGCCAGCUGCAGCUUUUUGGCUGCGCAAGAGCUCCAAGCAGAAGAGGCCUACAUGCGCUGUGGGAGCAGGCGAAUUCGGACAGUAUUUUCAAGGUUUUCGGCCAUGGAGGGCAUUGACUUGCGGCGGCAACGUGUCCAGUGGGUUUGUGGAAUGGCCAUGGCCAGGUGUGGUCUUGGAACUGUCGAAGACAGGACGUGGCUAUUGCUCUGACGAAUGUGAAUGCUUUGCGCCAUGGCGCGGCUUGCUCUGUGAUACGCUCGAUGCUGGCGGCACCACACAUCGCCGGAACUACUCGGCUGCGAUCCAAUACAUCGUCAAUGAGGACCCAACCCACCUGGCAGAGUUGCGGCACUCGCUGCGGAACCUGUGGCGGCACUUUAACCAGAAGUUCGACUACCCGGUACAGAUCUUCCAUGAUGGGCUCUCCGACGAGCUUCGCGCGGGCUUAGUGCGGAGCUCGUCCAACCGGCUUUGGUUUCAUCACCUUCCAAAGGACUUCAUCCCUGAGCCUCACCAGCUCCCACCAGAACUUUCAGUGGAGGACGAGCACCGUAGCGUCUCUCAUACCUUCUCCGCAGGAUAUCGAGCCCAAUGUCGCUUCCGCUCGGGGCCUCUCUUUGAGCAUCCUGCUGUGGCGACGCUGGACUACCUAAUGUCCUUGGAUACGGACAGCAUGUUUCCUCGCGAGGUGAACUGGGAUCCCAUCGAAGCGAUGCAUGGCAACGGCUCGCGGGUCUUAGGCUAUUCCAGCUUGCUGGUAAGUUCAAGCGCGUAUGUACGUGGGUUGUGGCCAGCGGUGCUGCAAUUCUUGGCCUAUGAAGGCCUCGACCUGCGACAGGGUAGGGCACCAGAGCACUUCUUGCGCAGGCGUUGGGGGGGACCUAGGACCACUUGGUGGCCUACAAUGGGCUGGUGGUCAUGA